AUGACUUACGCAUUUAGUUUUUGUGAGGUCUGCAAGGAAUGACGACUGGAGUGCAAGGGCACAAGACACAUGUGUAUUCGCUGCAGGAAAGAUAAGAAGGUACCAAAAGUUUGGUCAUGAGAGAAUAACAUGGAUCCAAUGGCUGUUCCUGAGAUUUUGUCUGACACGUCAGAUGCUGAACAGAUGCUGAUAGCCAGGCUAGCACCUACUGUGCAUGUACACUAACUGAAGCAUGGAGGUAUCGCUUCAAAGGGGCAUUGCAUUGCAUUCCCACAAGCUGUGCAAGAACCGGCAACUAUUCUUCCACGACUACCGGCAGAGGUGGAUAUCAUACGCGUGAGAAGACAAGGAAAAGAUGAUACCCAUAAGGAUUUCAGGGUUAGAAGACACCGUGUUGAGGGAGCGCUUUGUUGGUUGAAGGACAACAAUCCUGCCUAUGGUGAUGUUGUUAUUGAUGGUGCAUGCAUACAGAAUUUACCUGAAGAUGAUGAGCUGCCCAAU
Porites evermanni is the source of this 501-nucleotide messenger RNA. The record is from the annotation of a GenBank genome assembly. Lineage: Eukaryota; Metazoa; Cnidaria; Anthozoa; Scleractinia; Poritidae.